GCCAUCGCUCAUUAUCACUCAAAUAUUACAUUUGUCUACUUUUUAUUGUUCUUGUUGAUUUAAUUGGUUGAGCGGAAAUUAUAUUGAAUUUGUUUAAUCGGUUAAUCUUUUUGAAAAUUGGAUAUUGAAAGGUAAAAUGCCACAACCAAUUAGUUUGUUAGAACAAUCGGCUCAAUGCUAUUUGGAUAAUGCUAAAAGUAUUCCAUUUUGGUUGGCUCUCAAACCUAAAACUGGUUUACUAUAUAUUUUUAUGGAUAAGAAAUUCAAGGAUUUAAUUUAUUGUUACGAAGCUAUUUGGAAGUUGACACCACCGGAGGAUAGUUGGGAGGAAAUAUCAACGCAGAUGAUUGGCGAGAAUGAUCAUCCGUGGGAUUAUUUAGGCUGUUCUAGAUGUUUUAGGUUAAAGAUUUGUUGGCCAAUAACGAAGCGAUUAAUUGACAGAAAUUGGAUAUUUCUCAUAAAUACGUUUACAGAACGAGUGACCAGGCAAAAUCUUUUAAUUCCUUCGUUCGUUUACGCCCUAAUGGAAAGGAAACAUUGGUCUUUCUAUUAUAUUUUCAAAAGGAUAACUAAUGAACAAUCGGAGAAUACUUUAACCCAAGUUUUCACUCAAAUACUAAACUCAAACCUAAAAGAUAAAUUCGAAUUAUUACACGAACUAUUAAACGUUGAAGAUAAACUACAAAUUCAUAAUAAAGGCUUAGAAUUGGAUAUAAUGAAAGCUUGUACAGAGCGCGAUGUACGAUUAGAAGAUUUCAAAAGUGUCUUAUCUCUAGGAGAUUGUAUAAGCGACUCAACUUCUCAUAUUAUUAGAAUAGCUUUGAGUAGUUUCAGGCAAAGAAACGCUGAAAUUUUUAUAUAUAUUUUGAAUAAGCAUCCAGAGAUAAUUCAAAUAUUCUUUGAAAUUGAACAAGUUGAAUUCCUUUUAAGUACAGCUUCAGAAAUUAUUGAAUAUCUACUGGAUAAAAAUCCAAAUAUAAUUGCAGUUUUGGAUUAUUGGCUAUCAAAUGAAAUAAAGAAAUAUGAAUAUGGUAAUUACAAUAAUACAAACAUAUUAAAGAGAGAUUUAAGGAAUUUGUAUAAAGUUCAAGUUUUAAUCAGUUAUUUUUCAAAUAAGACUACUAUAUACGAAUUAUAUGAUAUUUGGUUUGAUAAUGUUAGGAGGCAAUUCGCAAAAACAAAGAGUAAAGGAUAUUUCCUACCCUGUUUAGUUACUAUAGUUAAAUGUUUAGAUAAAUACGGUCUAUCAAUGGAAGAGCCUGGAAAUAGAUUCUGUUAUUGGAUUUUCAAGCAAAAAUCUUCAAUUGAUAAUAUCGAUUUUUGGCAUUUAGAUAUCUGUUGUAUAACUGAAAGAGUUUUAUAUACAUUCCUUAAAUAUGGAUAUACAUUUACUGGAGAUUUAUCUAUCUAUUUCGAAGAGUUUUCAUCCGGAGUUUUAUUAAAAACUCUCUCAAUAUUCUAUUACGCUUCGAGUAAUACUAUUCCUUUACCUGUGGAUUUUUUGAAGGAAACUCUAUCGAUUGUACAACCAAGAUCGUUGAUAAAUUUAAGUGCUGUUGCGGUAAGGAGAUUGAAAUGUCAAUCAAUGAAAAAGUUUGUUAAUUCUUUAAAUCUUCCAUCAAAAAUAAAUAAUCAAAUUCUACUUAAAGAACAUUUAACGUUGUUCGACAUAACUAGAAGGAUAAAUUUUGGAAUAUUUAAUGAGAAUUUUUCAAAUGACCUAGAAACUAUUAAUAAUCUCUUAAAUGAAAGAGUUUUUGACGAUAAGCACAAUCAUCACGAUUCGUUCAACGGUAAUGUAUCUUCCGAAUGCGAUCUUUAUUAUUCAAGCGACGAAGAGCAAACAAGACAAUUCGAAAGUGAGGAUGAAAAUUGAAUAGAAUUUUUGUCAAAUUGUAC
This is a messenger RNA of Dimorphilus gyrociliatus, 1899 nucleotides long. Lineage: Eukaryota; Metazoa; Annelida; Polychaeta; Dinophilidae. The record is from the annotation of a GenBank genome assembly.